Molecule: messenger RNA, 2228 nt
Organism: Neocloeon triangulifer
Lineage: Eukaryota; Metazoa; Arthropoda; Insecta; Ephemeroptera; Baetidae
Gene: TBCC
Product: tubulin-specific chaperone C
Exons: 5
Coding region: 1048-2046 (332 amino acids)
Biological process (GO): tubulin complex assembly; post-chaperonin tubulin folding pathway
Cellular component (GO): cytoplasm
Molecular function (GO): tubulin binding
Source: RefSeq, a predicted model, not a curated record
AGUAGAAUUUAUGGUUACUUUGCAUUGCUUUACUUUACAUUCACUUUAUGUGUUAAAUUAAAGUAGCUUUAAGGCUUCAGCUAGGCGUUCAGGCUUCAACUAACUUUUUUAUCGAAGCUUAUAAGCCGCAUAAAUUUUGAUCAAAUAAUACUUACAGCGUGUAUAAAUUAUUUCUCUAUUAGGUGGUGAAUUUUUGGAAACUUUUUUUUUAACAAUUUUCUGAUUUCAGAGUAAAACUGUAAAAGUCGUCAAAGUCAUCACGUUUUGCACUUUGCAGUUUCAUGGCUCCUUGGUUCAUAGGUUUUGCCGCUGGUUUGAUUUGAGACUCAUAACGACCAUGCGAACCAAGCGGUGAGCUGAUCGUACUAGGCAAUUGUUGGUACCCAUAAAAUCAGACUGCCCCCUUCCUCCUUCACAUUUUAUACUUCUUGUGUUAAACCAAGAUGGCGGCGCACUGAGUCACCUGGUGGUCGUCGAUUAAUAUGAUUCAGAAGGUGCAGAAACCCAGCGGAUUUGUCGUCAAAAGUAUCAAAGUCGUCAUUGGAUUGGAGCUGCUCGCCUUCGCUGCGACUUACCUAGGGUGGACACGCGUAAACAGCGACAGAGACACUCGUUUCUACCUGUUCAAGAACUACAAUUGGAUUUUGGAAAACUAUUACAAGGUUGAAGAAUUGCUCUCGAAGAACGACCGCACUCGACAAAUCGAUUUGGAGUACUGGCGUGCUGAAGGAAAACUUUAAAGUAAGAGUCUAAACAUGGCCGUCAAAUCUAUCGUCUAUUUGGCUGGUUUUUCGGCUCUGGGCUAUGUCCUCUUUAAGAGCGUCACUCCUGACGAAGUAGACAUAAGAAAACACCUCCCUGAAGGUCAAGUCCAUCACUUAGGAGACGAGGCAAAGCAACGAGCCUCCUUCGGGUCGGUAAUCAAAUUCGCAGCCGAAGGAAAGUCCCCUGCUAUUUAUCGCCAGACAAAGCAAGAGAUCGAAGACGGUGUCCGCGCCCAAUAAUAGAAAAGUCUAAAGAGAAGCCGCCUACAAUCAAUCUGCCAAAAUGAUGGACAAAAGUCUGGGAGCCAGGCUCUUUGAAGAGCGCAUGAACCAGCGUGAAAACGAGCGUUUGGCCUCGAAGGAGAAAAAGAAUGUUGUAGAGAGCAACGAAACCAUGGUCGAGCGUGUCCGCUACUUUUCCGAAAUCCUGUCCCUCAAAAGGGGUGAGAUCGAGCACAGUCUGAAUGCGGCCGUGCAUCUGAAUAAGGAAGAUCUUCCGGAGCACUUCAACAAGGUCAGCGACGAACUGCAGCAAGUGAACCGCUACCUGUCCGACUCGUCACUCUACUUGCCUCUGUACAACAUUCGCAAGGCUCAGGAGCAAGUGCAGGAUCUGCAGCAACGCUCCGAAAUACUCGAGGAGCAACUCCUGCCCAAGAAGAAGUUUGGCUUUAAGCAGCGCAAAAUGAAAAAACUCCUCAAGGACGACAUCAUUCCCUGCAAAAUUGAAGACUUGGUAGACUCGGUUCCGAAGAAACUCUUUUCCAUGCAGCUCUACAACGACAACAGUUGUGGAUUUGCCGACAAGGAGGACGAGGAAUUGAUUAUGAAGGAUAAGGAUCUUGAAGGGAAGGACGUCGUCCUGACCAAUCUGAGGCGUUGCCGAGUGAGACUUUACGGGACUCCGAGUACCCUCCACAUGACCAGUUUGACUUCCUGCGAGAUUCUGGUGGGACCAGUUUCGACUUCAGUAUUUCUAGACAAGUGCACCGACUGCACUUUUGUCUUUGCCUGCCAGCAGGUUCGCAUCCACAACAACAGGAGGUGCAACUUCUACGUUCAUGUGACCAGUCGGUCCAUCAUCGAGGAUUCGAAAGAGGUCCGCUUUGCACCCUACAACUGGCAUUACCCUGAGCUGGAGGAGCAUUUCGUCAAGGCAGGACUGGACAGGGACGAGAAUCACUGGCACGCCGUGGAUGACUUCAACUGGCUUGCCUUGGAUGUGCCUUCGCCGAACUGGAGCGUCAUCGAAGAACCUGAUAGGGUAGUCGACUGGCGCUAAUUGGAACGGGCGCCCUAUGUAUCUCUUGCACUCUACUGAUACACUCCUAAUUUGGUCUGAUCACUUACGUCACUAAAUUAUUACUGGUGAUUAAUUGCAGUCUGCUUAUCUGAUAUUGGAAUUUAUUAUAUUUAGUUAUUAACACAGAAAAUUAAAUUUUCUUCAUAGAUUCAAAACAAUAA